Messenger RNA from Arabis nemorensis, 744 nucleotides. The record is from the annotation of a GenBank genome assembly. NCBI's taxonomy places the organism in Eukaryota, Viridiplantae, Streptophyta, Magnoliopsida, Brassicales, Brassicaceae.
AUGGGUGGUAGAAGAACAUACGCUAUCGCAUUUCUAGCCAUCGUGGCGGCUCUAUGGGGCGUAACAAAAUCACAGCCUAGCAGGUCAUGCGUGACUACACUGACUACCCUUGCUCCGUGCCUCGGCUACAUCACCGGAAACUCAACCACUCCCUCACAGACUUGCUGCUCUCAACUCGACUCUGUCAUCAAAACUUCGCCGCAGUGCAUCUGCUCUGCCGUCAACAGUCCGAUCCCCAACAUCGGCCUUAACAUUAACCGCACACAGGCCUUGCAGCUCCCCAAUGCCUGCAACAUUCAGACGCCUCCCCUCACACAAUGCAACGCGGCCACUGGGCCAACAGGACCGCCUCCCGCACCUUCACCGGUGGAGGAGACCCCAAGUGUGGCACUAACCCCAACCUCGUCACCGGGUACUCGUUCAGGAGUUGGAGGUAGUUCCAAGACCAUUCCCACCACGGGCGCCGGGUCAUCCUCCGGGAAUGUCGACCGCGUUCCACUGCAUCUGCUUAUAUUCAUACAUAUUUACUCUCGGUUCGAGAGCGAAGAUUUGCCGCCCUCUUCUCCAUUAACCACCUCACCGUCGCCCACUAAGGCCGCAUCCAUAACCCCGUCGGCUCAGACUCAGCCAUCGACUAUCCUCUCUUCUCGGUAUUCGAAGCCGAAGAUUUGUUUACAGGAGCAGAAAUCUCAGGCAUUCAAGACCCAUCUCUGGGGUUCACUCCGACAGCGACCCAAGACUUGA